Entelurus aequoreus (snake pipefish) is the source of this 2408-nucleotide messenger RNA. RefSeq names its product serine/arginine repetitive matrix protein 4-like. Gene Ontology annotation, biological process: neuron maturation; regulation of RNA splicing; mRNA processing. Lineage: Eukaryota; Metazoa; Chordata; Actinopteri; Syngnathiformes; Syngnathidae. The transcript is spliced from 13 exons. Bases 18 to 1751 code for a protein of 577 amino acids. Gene Ontology annotation, cellular component: nucleus. The record is from RefSeq and is a predicted model, not a curated record. Gene Ontology annotation, molecular function: mRNA binding.
UCCCCGGGAUCCCCGCCAUGAUGCAAACGGAGACUUCGGUCCAGCUCGGCGCCUCGCUGACCCUGGAGACGGCGGAGAGCGCCGCCACCCUGCAUCAGAAGCAGCUCUUUGAGAAGUUCUGGAAGGGGACCUUCAAGGCGGUGGCCAUGCCCAGGCCGGAGAGCGUCAUCGUGGCCAGCAUCAUCGCCUGCACCAGGCUGACCCGUCUGCAGGCGCCUCCGCCGCCGGCCGACGCCAACACCAGAAAGGAGGUGACUUCAGGUUCCGGUGUGCCCCCUGCUGGCAGGGACAGUUGCAUCGCGAGGAAAAGGCGACACCACCGCCAUCGCCGGGCGAGGAGCGCCUCCUUUGACGAUGAGCUGUCACUGCGGCCGAAAGCCAAGAAGAAGAAGAGAAAGUCGGACAAGAGCAGGCGACGACGGAGAAGGUCACCUUCCUGCAGCCUCUCGCCGCUGAGGAAGAAGAAAAAGAAAAAGAAGAACGCCAAGAAAAGCAAGCGGCAUCGGUAUAGCUCAAAAAAGUCCAAGCACAGCUCCAGCAGCUUGAAGCAGAAGAGGAAGGAGGAGCGCAGGCACAAGAAAAGCUCGAGGACUCGCUCGCGUCGAAAGCGCCGCCGCCAGAGGUCAGCCUCGGAAAGUUCUUGCUGUCAAUCAUCUGCAGAGGACAGACACUUUGUGGAAAAAAGUGAGUCCCGUCAGACCCCGGGACGUAUGGCGCUCGCCCAUGAUGGGACCAAUGGCGUGCUGGUGCACAAAUCAGUAAAAACAGCGGCAAAAUAUCCAUCGGUCCUCUCCACCGGCGGCAGUUUGUCGUCAAAGCUUUUAGAGGGGACGACAUCCCGUCACGGCGGCGGUGCGCACGAUUAUGACUCGGGCAACGACACCUCGUCGCCGCCUUCCUGCAAAACUGCCGCCGACGGCAAGAGCGCGGAGCGUCGGCGCGCCGCCUCGCCCGGGAAGAUGCCGUUCGCUGACAAGGACGACGUCUCCGACUCAGGGAACUCGGUGACGAGCUACGCCUCGCUGUGCAAAACCUGCAGGGACGACAGCUUGAGAGAACACGUCAUGUUGGGAUGUCGGGUUGACGUCAUGAGAUCUUCUGAGACUUCCGGCUGCUCCCAUGAGGCGAGCGAGUCUUCCGGAAGGUCACGGAGCCGAGGGAGGAAGAAGAAGAAGAAGAAGAGGAGUAGAAGGAAAAGGUGCAGAUCAUCCGGCAGCUCCAGAUACUCGGGACGCCACUCUCGAAGCUUGUCGUCUGUUAGGUCCUACUCGCGUUUGCCGAGUUAUUCUCCGGCUCGGAGGCGGCGAGGCAGCGUGAGCAGCAACAGCUCCAGGGGAAGCUACUCCAGAUACAGCCACGACAGGUCGCGAUCAAGGCGGCGGACGUCCAGUUCCAGAGAGACGGACGUCACGCACAAGUCCAGCAGGAAGCGACGGAGACGCGAAUUCUACUCUCCGAUGAGGAAGAGGAGGAAGGACUCGCCGAGCCAUCUGGAGGCGCGUCGAAUCACGAGUGCCAGGAAGAGGCCCGUCCCUUACUUCCGCCGCAGUCCCUCCACCUGCAGCAGCACCACGUCCUGGAGCAGCCUCUUCUCGCGCGGUCGCAGGUUCGUCCGCAGCCUGGAGCGCAGCAGGAGCCGCGGUCGCAGCUCCUCCACUUCCUGCUGCUCCUACAGGAGCUUCAGUCGCAGCUCCUCCUGGAACUCCGUCUUUGGGACCCAGCGCCGAGGUAUCAGAAGGAGCAGACAUUAGGACGGGAAGGGGAAGGCUUGGACGCGAGGGUCCCGGGCAGGGGGUGAGACCCUUUUGUUGUUGGCCCCAGACUGUCCUUCACAUCACGUGACCAUAUUUGGUCAUAUGUUGUACCUCAACACUCCAUUGGAAAGCUCAUGGGGGACACUGUUGAACGUAAAAGGUGACGGUCUUCAGUCUUUCAGGGAUUGUAGAAGAAUCUAUUUGUUUUGAAUCCAUUGCGGGUCCCGUUUAUGUUGACCGACUUGCAUAGACUCGAACCAAAGGUCAAAUCCUCUUCAAAAUAUUCCGAUUUUUUUAUUGUUAACAUUCCAUGGAUUACUGUUGGUUCAAGCAAGAAAAGAACAGUCACAAUCGCCAUGAGAUGACAAGACUCCUACUGGUUUUGAUCUCCACUUGACUAGACGAAGUCCAAAGUGUAGUAUAUGCUACACUAUGUUGCCAAAAGUAUCUGGCCACCCAUCCAAAUGAUGAGAAUCAGGUGUCCUAUUCACUAUAAAAUCAAGCACUUAGGCAUGGAGACUGUUUCUACAAACAUUUGUGAAAGGAGCUCUCAGGUGUGGAACUGUCAUAGGAUGCCACCUGUGCAACAAAUCCAGUCGGGAAAUUUCCUCGCUCCUAAAUAUUCCAAAGUCAACUGUGGGCUUUAUUAUAAGA